Onychomys torridus (southern grasshopper mouse) is the source of this 2363-nucleotide messenger RNA. RefSeq names its product interleukin 17 receptor B (gene Il17rb). Bases 82 to 1605 code for a protein of 507 amino acids. The transcript is spliced from 12 exons. Lineage: Eukaryota; Metazoa; Chordata; Mammalia; Rodentia; Cricetidae. The record is from RefSeq and is a predicted model, not a curated record. Gene Ontology annotation, molecular function: interleukin-17 receptor activity.
GCUGCCGCGGGCGGGCACCUGGAUAAGAGGACCCUGAACCGCCCGCCCCAGCUCCGCGUGGUGGUGGGCGGUGGCUGGGUCAUGUUGCUGGUGUUGCUGAGCCUGGCUGCAGUGUGCGGGAGCACCGCGCCCCGAGAGCCGACUGUUCAAUGUGGCCCUGAGACCGGGCCAUCUCCAGAGUGGAUGGUCCAACACACACUCACCCCAGGAGACUUGAGGGACCUCCAAGUGGAACUUGUUAAAACAAGGGUUGCACCAGAGGAUUUUUCAAUUUUGAUGAACAUAAGCUGGAUACUCCGGGCAGAUGCCAGCAUCCGCUUGUUGAAGGCCACCAAGAUCUGUGUGACUGGCAUAAGCAACAUGCAAUCAUACAGCUGCGUGAGGUGCGAUUACACAGAGGCCUUCCAAAGUCAGACCAGACCUUCCGGCGGCAAAUGGACCUUCUCCUAUGCAGGCUUUCCCGUGGAGCCAAGCACACUCUACUUCAUCGGGGCGCAUAACAUCCCCAAUGCUAAUAUGAAUGAAGACAGCCCUUCCUUGUCCACGAACUUCACCUCUCCAGGCUGCCUAGACAAUGUAAUGAAGUAUAAAAAGCAGUGCAUUGAGGCGGGAAGCCUGUGGGACCCAAACAUCACUGCUUGUAAGAAGAACAAGAAGAUGGUUGAAGUGAAUUUUACAACUAAUCCCCUUGGAAAUAAAUAUGGUGUUUUCAUUCUAUGCAACAUGAACAUGCCAUUGGGGGUUUCUGAAGUGCUGGAGAACGAACUGACACGGACAUCGGUAGCCAUUCUGGUGGACAGCGAGAGUGAAGGUGCCGUGGUUCAGCUGACUCCGUAUUUCCACACCUGUGCCCCUGACUGCAUCCGACGCCAGGGAAUAGUUGUGCCUUGUUCAGAGACAAGUGCUUCCUUCCCUGCUCCAGCUAACACGACCUGGAUACUGGAUAGAAGCAUGCUGGGAGGCUGGCUGCCACUCAUCCUGGUGCUGCUGGUGGCUACAUGGGUCCUGGCAGUUGGGAUCUACCUAACCUGCAGACAAGAAAGGAGCUCCAAGUCUUCCUUUCCUACCACCAACAUGCUGCUGCCCCUCAUUAAAGUCCUGGUGGUUUACCCAUCUGAGAUUUGCUUCCCUCAUACCGUCUGUCGCUUCACCGACUUCCUUCAAAACCACUGCAGAAGUGAGGUCAUCCUCGAAAGAUGGCAGACAAAGAAAAUAGCCGAGAUGGGUCCAGUGCAGUGGCUUACCACCCAGAAGCAAGUGGCAGACAAAGUGGUCUUCCUUCUUUCCAGUGAUGCCCACAGCCUCUGUGACAGUGCCUGCCGCCAGAACAAGGACGGCGCCAGGGAGAAUUCUCAGGACCUUUUCCCCCUCGCCUUUAACCUUUUUUGUAGUGAUCUCAGCACCCAGGCUCACCUGCACAAAUACCUGGUGGUCUACCUCGGCGGGGCGGACAUCAAGGGCGACUAUAAUGCUUUGAGUGCCUGCCCCCAGUAUCGGCUCAUGAAGGACGCCACAGCUUUCCACACAGAACUGCUCAGAGCUACACGGAACAUGUCAAUGAAGAAACGGUCACGAGCCUGCCAUGGCGGCUGUCCCCUGUUGUAGUCCACCCAGAAGAAGAGAGACCCUGACGCUCUCCUAGUCUUACCACUUCCAGUGACAAGAAGCUUUGUGAGGACCCUGAAGCUUACUCCACAGGCUGCAUGGAGGGAGUACCGUAUCACAAAACUUGCUUUAGAAAUGGAGUUUGCAGAGUCAGAACUUGAGGCUAGUCACUAGCAGGUUUUAUGCCUAUAUUACAGUUAGAGACAUUAAUGAAUGGAAGCUAAAUUCACGAAGCUCAAUCACAUUUACACCCAAAGCCCAGUAAUGAUUCUCACUGCAAACUAGACAUUCUGGCAAUGAAAUAACAAGGCAUUUCCCAGUCAGGAGCCCUGUCUUGCACUGCCCAUGCUCUGUGCUGCAUGCAGGAAUGUUUGGCCCUGUAACAUUUUAAUGUGUUAAUGAAUAAUCCAUUUGAGAAGCACUCACUAAUUGAGUAGCUCCCUAAGAGGAAAAGCCUAUUACACACAUAAGCUGGACACAUCUUGCCUGACCAAUGGCCCAUUGGUGUAUGUGUCCUGUAUGACCCCACUGUACUGAGUGAUAUCUGUAUAGCACCUUCCCUUGCCAAACUUCUGGACAGGCAACCUUUGUUUUUAUUGUAGAAGCGCUAGGAACUGAACCUAGGGUGUUGUACAGCUAGACAAAUGCUCUACCCCUCAAAUGCAUCCUAGUCCCUCACAGGUGGCUUUUCAGUAAAUAUAAAAACACUUCACCAGCCAGACAUGGUGGCACACACCUUUAAUCCCAGCACUCACGUG